Molecule: messenger RNA, 2270 nt
Organism: Nothobranchius furzeri (turquoise killifish)
Lineage: Eukaryota; Metazoa; Chordata; Actinopteri; Cyprinodontiformes; Nothobranchiidae
Gene: mnd1
Product: meiotic nuclear divisions 1 homolog (S. cerevisiae)
Biological process (GO): reciprocal meiotic recombination
Cellular component (GO): nucleus
Molecular function (GO): double-stranded DNA binding
Source: RefSeq, a predicted model, not a curated record
AAGCAGCAUUGAUCCCUGAGAGUCUUUCGCGGGAAAUUCAGAAGGAACUGGACGUUUUGUCGUUUAGGUUACACUUUUGUUAAACUGCCUCGACGUUUUGGGGUGUUACUGAUACAGGCCGCAUCACAAAAUGUCCAAGAAGAAAGGGCUCAGUUUGGAGGAGAAGAGAACUCGUAUGAUGGAGAUUUUCUUUGAAUCAAAAGAUGUGUUUCAGCUAAAAGACAUCGAGAAGAUUGCUCCCAAGUCGAAAGGAAUCACUCCAAUGACGGUGAAGGAGGUGCUUCAAAGCCUGGUCGAUGAUAACAUGGUUGACACUGAAAGAGUGGGAACAUCAAACUAUUACUGGGCUUUUCCCAGCAAGGCCCUAAAUGCUCGCAAACACAAACUGGAGGAGCUGAAUAAACAGAUUUCUGAUGCUAAACAGCGAAAGGUGUCUCUAGAGAAAUCAGUCGACAAGGCAAAAGUCGGCCGUCAAGAUACGAAAGAAAGAAACUCUCUGAUGAAGGAGCUGCAGGCUCUGAGAGAGGAGCGAACACAGCUGCAAGCCGAGCUGGAAAAGUACCGCGACUGUGACCCAGAAGUCAUCGAGCAAAUACGAAAGUCCAACGGAGUGGCAAAAGAAGCUGUCUCCAGGUGGACAGACAACGUUUUUGCCAUCAAGUCCUGGACCAAAAAGAAGUUUUCUUUUGAUGAUGGCCACAUUAAUAAAGCCUUUGGCAUCCCAGAGGACUUUGACUACAUGGACUGAUUGGAAUAUUCAACCAAAACAGAAGAAAAAAUGUGUUAAAGAUUCUGUUUGAAGCUCAGUUUCCUAAAAGCUUCUGUUCUGGUUUCUGUUCUGAGCUUUAAAGUUAAAACAUGAAUGCACCACCGUUCAUUUUUACAGCCUGUAGUUAGAAGUAGGUGCUGUUUCAGCGUGCCAGAUGGACCUCAUCAGUGGAGAUACUGCUUGGGUGCAACCGGAGACAAGAUCAAGCCAGCCAUUAGUGACUGUGAGGGGUUCUGGGGUAGACACAAGUGAGCAGCUUGACUUCUUGGACACCUGUUUGCAUGAAAACUGAGAGCUCCAAACUGUUGAUGGAAAGAAAUCAACACUCAGUCAUCUGCAUCUCUAAUUGGUGCAUUUAUGUCUUAAACAGAUGUGUUGGGAUGGAAUAUUGGGUGAACCUUUUUCCUCUAGAUUUAAGAUUUUUCUGUUUUAUUCAGAACACAUCCAAAAGAAUAAAGCUACAGCUAUAUGUUUUGCCGUUAAUGUUAAAAAUAUUUAUUGGUUUUACUUUUAAAUAAACUGUUCGACAAGCUUGGCACAACUCGUGCAUAUUUGUGCAUCAAACCUGUUCUUUUGCUCAUCUUUUUGAGAAACUGCACCCGUGGUGUUGCACAAUCUGUCAUUGAAACAUUUCUUUCCCACUUUAUGUACCCAAAAAAAGUCUAGAAUGACUGUUAUGUUUUUUUCUCCUUCCAUGUUAGCUAAAACUAAUGCAAACCUUGUAUUUGGGUAUUCUGUGUUUACUCAUUCGACCUAGUUGAUAAAGUCGGUGUGCCUUUGGUUGGUUGAUUUAAAUUUCAAAUAUGCUCUGUGCAGGCAGGACGUUAGUGUGGUUUCAGCACCGCCUGUUCAUAGCAUGAAGGUCUAUGUUGAAUGUGCAGAUCUGUUUGUGAGCAGAUUGCCUUUUUUAUCUUCUACAGGGCUGCGUGGGCUCUUUCUGGGUUCUUUGGUUUCCUCACACAGUCAAAAAGCGUUCAAGUCAGAUUAAUCUACUAACUAAAUAAAACCUUGGUGUGUUAGACCUGUGAUACCGUGUCUCAAGUGUAACUCGUCUCUUUGUUAGGCAUGAACCACAAAGAUUUUUUUAAACACUUUGCAACAAUUUUUGCACAAAAGGUGAGUACUCUGUUGUUUUUGAGAACUGUAAAGCAACAUUUGUAGUUGUGCAAAUGCGAUCACUGCAGCAGCAUUAACGCAACAUGAGAAGAAAGAAUGUAGACUCCCAGCUGCAUGACACGCCCACGUGUGUGAGGUGUUGCUUCAUGUGUGUACCUGUCUAACCAGUCCUGACUGAUUCAUGCAGCCGACACGCUGAAUGUCAACACCAUAGAAGAUGUUUCAGUUUUCCUCAGCAACUUGGACUAUACCUGGAACUUCUGCUUAAAGUAUACCGCCUCCUAAGAUAUGGUUGGAUGGUUUCUGCUUGCUGUGUUUGAACACUGCUGGGAAGAUUAAGAGUUUCACAGAAACAUUUUGUAAUAAACUUGUUCUCAUACUUAGA